Molecule: messenger RNA, 2875 nt
Organism: Osmia bicornis bicornis
Lineage: Eukaryota; Metazoa; Arthropoda; Insecta; Hymenoptera; Megachilidae
Gene: spab
Product: prohormone-3-like
Exons: 6
Coding region: 196-870 (224 amino acids)
Source: RefSeq, a predicted model, not a curated record
GUAAGAGUAUAGAUUGCCAAUGCUAGCGGAGCUUGGAUUCAGUCCUCCGGCAAACUCCAUCGAGGACUUGUUGAUCCCGUGAGCAAGCACGAAACGCAGCUGAUCCUUCCUGGUUGACCUACCAAGAAACACCGGGCAAGAAUUAGAGUGACUAGGGAUCUCAGGUUUAGGAAACAGCUUUUAACGCGACCAAAGAUGCACACGUGUUUUGCAGUGACCGUCGUCGUUUUAGCGAUCACGGUACACUUUGGUGUCGAAGGAUGGGGUGGUUUGUUUAAUCGUUUCAGCCCGGAAAUGCUGUCGAAUCUUGGCUACGGAAGUCACGGUGACUACAUGAGCAAAACGGGACUGUACCAGCGACCAUUGUCGGCUGGAUAUGGGAAUUCUUAUGGAGAAUCGUUAGAAGACGUGGUGCCGUGUUUCGAAAGAAGAUGCACCGCUAAUGAGCACUGUUGUCAGGGCUCUAUCUGCGUGAACGUUGAUGGAGCAAUGGGUCAUUGCGUGUACGACUUGGGACAGAAACAGGGCGAAUUAUGCAGGAAUGACAACGAUUGCGAAACUGGACUGAUGUGUGCCGAGAUAGCCGGUAGCGAGACUCGUUCCUGUCAACCACCGGUCACUUCUAAUAAACUGUAUAAUGAGGAGUGCAACAUGUCUGGGGAAUGCGAUGUCACUCGUGGUUUGUGCUGCCAGCUUCAAAGACGUCAUCGACAAACGGCAAGAAAGGUUUGUGCAUAUUUUAAAGAUCCUCUGGUGUGUAUUGGACCAGUCGCGAUGGACCAGAUGAAGUCCGUUGUGCAGUACACUUCCGGUGAGAAGCGUAUCACUGGACAAGGAAAUCGACUUUUCAAACGAGUUCCUUUCGCCUAAGAAUUUCACACGAAUCGAAGAGAACGAGAGGAGUGUCUACAUUAAUUAAAUUCUGUCCUCAUUAUUGAAAGUAAAAUCCAAGCUAAGUCUUUCGAAGUUCUCCUGAUCCCAGAUUCUUCUCUGUCUCCGUAAACAUUUCAUAAUUUUCAUCAUUGCGAGAGUGGUAGGAGAAUCUGGAAACAACGUAAACGCGCCUUCCAAAUCAUUUUUCUUUAAAUAUUACGACUGACAAACACAUAUCAUAAUCAUAAGGUAACAUAUCAAUGAGAAGAUUUAUGUACGCAGAGGCUAAUAUUAAUAAUUAUUAACAAACAAUGUGUACAGGGUAUACUUUGAGAAGAAAUAAGAAAGUAUAUCAUUCUUUUCAUUCCUUGAAUGUUGUUUUUGAGAAAAUUAGAGUUUUAAAAAUUGAAUAGGAAUUGAAUAAAUAAAAAAUAGAUAACGAUAGAAGUAGAAAAGAUAGAUAAAUGAAUCUCUAUUUCUCAUAAACCGAAAUGAUUAGAAUAUUUAAUUUCUUUAUUGGUUUACUUCGACAUAAUUAUUUUGCAGUAAAUAUACGACUGAAGAAAUAAAUUUUUUGCCCUGUACACGAGCAAAACUUUUCCUGAAUUUAUUCUUAAGACUUUUACUCGAAUUACUCAAACGCACACGGAAUAAGAUAUGCUUUAUCAUUCUUCUGUUUCUGAAAUUGAUGAUUAGAACGACAUUAUAUAUUAAUAAGAUCAAUGUUUCGAAUUUAAUUGAAGAAAAAACACUUUAAACAAGCUUCGUCGGUGUCUAACAAACGUAACUUAAUAUGCAUCGUGUCGUGAGGUUUAAAAGUAUUUUAAUUACAUAUCAAUGAAAUUUCUGCUUAUCGUAGCGUAUAUUCCAAAAAAUAAUUGAAACUAUACGGUGUGUACGUAGACACAUUAAGUAGCAAAUGAUUUCUUUACGUGAGAAUCGCACAAUUAAAACGCUUAACGCGUGAAUCAUUCGAUCGAAUAUUAGUAAUUGAUUCGCUUUUAAGCGUUACGUUAAUUAGUAAUAUAAUUAAAAAAAUCUUUCUAUGUGUGAGAAUUGUUACGUUAAAUGGUAAUUAGAAAAAAAAAGAGUUACGUGAAUAAUCAUGAUCGUGAAGAUGAAACACACGAACGAAACAAAUGUUGAAAACAUUUUCCGAUGCGUAAAGUACCUGCUGCGAAAAAUUUUUGGACAAGAAAAGCUCGCUUCUAUGCCAUUGGUGCUAGUCAUCGAGUGUCCAAAACACACACAAAAUAAAGAGAGUAAUAUAUUUCUAGUUACACGUUAUUAAUAUUAUUACUUCCAACGUUGACCUGUUUAUCUAAUAAGGGGAAACUCGUAACAUAUCAUGCCUAAUCCAUUAAGGGAAUCUUAAAUGUGACAUGUUACUACAAGAUAUAUAUCUAACUGAAAUUAUAUUUUUAUCUUUCGAUCGAUAUGUAUACUUAAAUGCUAUAUAUACACAUAUUUACAUAGUAUUCAUAUAUUUUCCGGAUGCGUAUAUCUCUAUAUAAAAUAAUGUUACUACCCUCUGAUGCGUCGUGCGUCGUCUCUAAGGGUUUAUCGAUUAGAUGAUCUUUGUUUCAGAAGAAAUGAUUUGUAUUAAUUGUAUCAAUUGUCACUUUACUCUUAUCCUCUUUGUACUAACAUUUUCGUCUCGAAUAAUUUAUAACGAUAGUUGCUUUUAGUCCUCGAAUCCUACUGUUAAUUUAUAAACCAAAGAGACGAGAAUGAGUCAAUGAACUGAAACUAAUACAUAUCAUAGGAUAAGUAAAUUUCCCGAAGGAAGAUUUGGAAAACUUUUUUCCAUCUAUUGUUUAAACGUACGACUCAUUAGGGGACUACAGCCAUUUCCGGCUCGAGUCAAAAGUACCUCUGUCAAAUGAAUUAAUUCCAGCAUAAUUAUGUAUGUGUAACUACGUAUAUGUAAUGUUUAAAAUUAUACUACAGAGUUGAAAAUAGUUUAAUGUGAAAUAAAUUGUGAUGCAUAUGAAACAGUUAA